Pyrenophora tritici-repentis Pt-1C-BFP is the source of this 4992-nucleotide messenger RNA. Lineage: Eukaryota; Fungi; Ascomycota; Dothideomycetes; Pleosporales; Pleosporaceae. The record is from RefSeq and is a predicted model, not a curated record.
AUGAGCGGCUAUCUGUGGAAAUACUACCUCGAAGAUGAUGUCGACAACUUUCGGCAUGUACUCGCAACCCCCACGCAAUCGCACCGGGCGCCCGCACAGAAAGGCUUCGCUGGCUGGCAGGGAGGUGUGUCCGGUGGCGCCGUGAACGGUAGUCCGGGCAGCUACAAUGCUUCGCCGAUAACGAGUAUCAAGAGUCGCAAGAUGGGAAUGGGUGCAGCUGCGAAUCUGACCAGGUUUGACAUCAACAGUCGAGACGCAGCGGGCAUGACAAUAUUACAUCAUGCCGCCUCAUCAACAGCUGACAGCGCUGUCGACUUUGCCCAAGCACUUUUAGACCACCCAUGGACUGAUGUGUAUAUUCAAGAUGCGGAGAACGGCUGGACUGCGCUCCAUCGGGCCUUCUACUUUGGCAACAUCGCAAUCGCACGUCUUAUCCUAAACCGCGAUGCUCAGGAUAUUUUGGGUCAAGGGGCUAGCGGAUUCAACCAGCAUGCGCGUGGGCUUGUCAAGAUCAAGGACAAGGAAGGCUAUGGUCCCCUGGAUUUAUUCUCAAUGACCAUCAAGGAUCGAACUCUGAGACCGGAAGAGGCGCCUGUCAUAGACUCGGACUCAGACGAUGAGAUGGCUCAUGGAGACAGUGGCGAUGUCGACGACGAGACGCGCAAGAGGCUAAUUGCACCGCCUGUGCUUCUCGAGGGUGACGAGGUAUACACUUUUGGCAGUAAUAAGAAUGUUACGCUCGGCUUUGGAGACGAAGACGAUCGCCAGUUUCCCGAACGCAUUACUCUGCGCAGACCAGAUCAUCUACUUCAGCGCUUUUAUAAAGAACAUCGCGACCAACAUAAUCAAUACCUGGCAGCUAUAGGUAUGCCGAUACAGGAUGUUGGUCCUCAACAAGCGCGCAGUACAGUAGACCUCCCAACGCACAUCCGUAACACUCCAAUCGUUAUCCAAGACGUUCGAAUGUCGAAGCUGCACACCGCCAUCCUGACCACCGAUCCCAUUUCCAAUCUAUACAUGUGUGGCCAUGGCCCCGGUGGGCGCUUGGGUACGGGUAACGAGACAACACGAUACCAGUUCACUUGCAUAGAAAGCGGUGGACUAGGACAGAAGAAGGUUGCUGGAGUCGCCUUGGGCCAGAAUCACACUCUGGCCAUCACUGAGGAAGGAGAGAUCUUCUCUUGGGGUAACAAUGCGUACGGACAGCUAGGCUACACACUUCCAAAGCCCACUAUGAAGGAUGACGAUCCCAUCUCUACGAUUCCUCGACAGAUCUUUGGACCGCUAAAGCGUGAUAUCGUCACCGGUAUUGCUGCGUCGCGAAUACAUUCUGUCGUGCACACCGCAACCUCUUUGUAUACUUUUGGCAAAAACGAAGGCCAACUCGGCAUCGUCGAUUCAGAUGCUCGAUCACUGGAGAUGCAAGUCGUGCCUCGCAAGAUUGCUGCCGCCCUCUUCUCGAGCUCCAUUCACUCAGUCUCCGCCAUUGAUGGUGCCACAGUGUGUCUCUUGGAAAAUCGCGAAGUCUGGGUUUUCGCAAACUACGGCUAUGCAAAAUUAAGCUUUCCAUUGGACGGCUUCACAAGCAACUUCCUCAAGGAAAGUUGGUUGACAACAAAGUAUGAUACCGCCCCAAACAAAAUCAGCAAAAUCACAUCCGGUGGCGAUACCAUCUGUGCGCUAUCCACUUCAGGUGAAGUCUUCACUGUCGCCGUCAGUCGACGCUCAGAGGGCCCGCAGGACUCCAGUACAUCGACAACCAACCCAAAGCAAAUACGUGGAGCUCUUUCUGCACCUUUUCGCAUUUGGUCUUCCAAGAAAAGUCACAUGGCAGCAAGAGACGUUGAUGUUGACCAGGAUGGAUCUAUCAUUUUGACCACAGAAGUCGGUAGUGUUUGGAGGCGUACUAAAAGAGCAACUAUCAAGAACGCCAACGUCACUGCUGCCGUUGGUAACAAGCCGAAAGACUACAAAUUUCAGCGUGUUUCCGGUCUCACUCGAGUUAUUGCUGUCCGUGCUUCCGCCUUCGGAGCAUACGCUGCGAUCCGAAAGGACUGCAAUGUCACUAGGACACAAAUAGGCGUGGACGAGGCUGGCCUUUGGGAGGAUCUGGCUCCGUUGCUCUCUUUCCAUGAAUUGACUGAAUACGAGGAGACAUCGGAUGAUGAGGAGCCUGAGCCCAGGUUCUGGGCUCGAGCCACGGAAGCACAGGGCCUGCGCAAACGCGUCUUGAAAUCUAAAGACCUAGAAGCAGAAAUAAUAGGCAUCCUGCACCGUUCUUCGUCAUCACCGGACCGCACCUACAACAUGGAAAUCGGGUCCACACUUUCUGACGUCCGCAUCCCUGUCCACGAAUUUGUUUUGGCUGGACGCAGCCGUAUAUUGCGAGAUGCUCUGCUCGAUCAUCGGGUCAAAGGUACCGAACAUGUCAUUUCUGAUUUGUUGACGGUCAAAGCAGAAGGCGGGCGACUCUUGGUCCUCUUCCAAGGACUUGAUUUCCUCACCAUAUUCAACUUGGUUCUCUACGCUUAUACCGACUCCGUUGUUGACUUCUGGAACGUCACUCGACAUUACCCUACUAUGGCCCAUAGAUACCGCUCAGUACGGACAGAAUUGAUGAAGGUCGCUUCUCGUCUUGAACUGCGACAGCUCGAGCCUGCCGUGCGCCAGAUGGUCAAACCGCGCAAGUCUUUGCACAUUGACAUGGAGCUCGCUAUCAAGGAUCCUUCUUUCUUUGAAAGUGGGGAUGUCAUUGUUGACCUUGCUGAUGGCGAGAUGCUUUUGCAUUCUGAUGUCAUCUGUCAGCGCUGUCCUUUCUUCGAAGGCAUGUUCAGAGGCCGUGCUGCUGGUCAGUGGCUCGAAGGAAGGCGGACCGAGGAGUCUCCAAUCGUUCGUAUUGACCUCAGCCACGUGGAGAAGCGUCUUUUCGAGCUCGUCGUUCGUCACAUCUAUACUGAUGCUGGGGAAGAGAUCUUCGAGGACGUUACAAGCGAGGAUUUGAACGAUUUACUGGCACUUGAUGAACUGCUUGACCAUGUCAUGGACAUUAUGUCUGUCGCUAACGAACUGAUGCUGGAUCGUUUGACGCAGAUCUGCCAAAGGCUGAUAGGACGCUAUGGUAUGUAUGGUUUCGGUUACUCUGAUGCAAAUACUGACCUUACCGCAGUGAACGCUCGAAAUGUUUGCUCUCUCCUAACAGCAGUGGCACCAAGCUCUGUCGCAGAGUUCAAGGAUGCGGCUCUGGAGUACGUUUGCCUAAGCUUGGAGGCAGUAAUGCAGAAUGGUUCAUUGGACGAGCUAGACGAAGAUCUGUUGCUGGAGCUCAAUCAGGUUGCCCAUGAGAAUCAACUCGCUUAUCUCCCUUUUGCUAGGAGUGGCCGAGCUGAGACUCUUCUCUUCGAUCGGUACCCAGAGCUUGCUGAGAGGAUCGAGCGAGGCAAGCGCGCUAAAGUUGAUGCCAUAGUACUUUCGAACAAGUACGCCGAUGGCGACAGUAUUUCGACGUCUUUCCGAGCACAGAGCUUAGAAGAAGUUGCAGCUUCACCUCUCCGCCAGCGCAACCGAAGGCGAGCAUCCAAAGAUGCUAAGAGUCCAGCUUUAACUCCAGCGCUGAAGAGCAAAGGCUCAGUUCCAGAUCUCAUGUUUGACAUGUCCGAUGGAGAUGAAGACGAUGAUGCUGCACCUAGGAAGAUCAAACCUCCUCAAUUUACAGAGCAAAGCGGAGACGAAAGAUUGGUGGAGACACCAGUGGGAUCUCUCGAGGCACCAUGGGGCUCGGUUCAAAAGCCUGAUCAACCUUCUCACGCUUUUGGUAGAGUUGCGGACUUAUCACUAAAGUCUAGGAGUCCUGUUCCUCAAUCAUCUGUCAAGGAGGAGAGGCCACCCGGUCAACCUUGGGGCAGUACCCCCCUUGCGGCACCUAAACUUGACCUCAAAGACAUCAUGGCCCAAGACUCUUCAGCAACGCCAUCAAAUCUAACCAUCGGCCUAUCACGAGGGGAGAGCGAGCGUAUUGCAAAGGCUGCACACGCCAAGUUGUCCCAAAAGGAGCGUAAGCGACUUCAACAAGCCCAGCAAUUUGGUACGCCAAUCGAGAAACCGCAACCAGUUCCCCCAGCUGUAUCUCCAUGGCAGGCAACAGCUCAUCGAAAGCCAAGCAACAGCACUGCUAUGUCUCCAACAGCACAGCCAUCUCCUACGCCAACACCGCAGCCUUCGCAGCCGUCUAACACACCCCAUCUUACUAUGCGCCAAACCGUUGCGAACAAGGGCGGAUCUUCCAAGCAGAAGGACAAACGUAGUGCAUCGAAGGGUCAAGUUGCAACAGGAACCUCUUCGCCUUCAAAGACACGUCCCAUCGCUUCGGAGCGGGGAAUGUCAGUGUCGACUGAUCCGAUCCCAACACCUCGAUCUGUCCGCCACAUCCCCUUGCCACAACAUUCACCUACCUCGCCCAGCCAGCACCUCAGUAUGAUGGAGAUUCUAUCACUCCAAGAAGCGGAGAAGACGUCCAUACGCGACGCUGCAGCCAAGCGUAGUCUGCAAGAAAUCCAACAAGAGCAGGAAUUCCAGCAAUGGUGGGAUCAGGAAAGCCGACGGGUAAUCGAAGAAGAAGCGCAAACGAAGAGACUGUUAGACCGAGCUGCCAAAGCUGCUGCUCGUGGUAGAGGUCAGAAGGGUCGCAGUGGUAGGGGUGGGAAAGCAAAGUGCCAAGAGAAGAAAGAUGGUGUUGAAGACGCUGAUCGUAGCAAGGGAAAGACCGAUGGAAGUGCUGGUUCAUCUGCCACAUCUACCAAAAACGACGGACCAAAAUCAGGAUCCAAACAUGAUGGUGGCGGCCGGGCACCAGGACAAGAGAACGCAAGUCGAGGCGGCCGGGGUAGAAUCGGACGCGGUGGUCGGCCUGGUGGUGCAAGAGGCGGACGUGCACAGGGUACACCACGGGAUGGUACUGCUACGUCUGUACCACAAGGACAAGCUUCGGCCUCGUAG